GCGAUCCACCAUACUAUAACAGAAGAAGAACUCACAAUGGGAACUCGUUUGAAGGUCCUGAGCGUGUUUAAAAAGCUGCACAGGACGAGGGUUGAUGUUUUCAAAGAUGAUACAAGAGCUCUGACAGCUGCGCGGUUUAAGAUCAACGAGGAGUUCAAGAAGAACAAAAAUGAAACAUCAGAAGAAAACAUUGAGAAGAUGAUUAAAAUGGGCUCAGAUGUGGAAGCUGUUCUUCGUGAGACAGUGCUGCAAGUGGAGCAUGUUGAAGAAAACAAGCUCUUGCUUCGACCCAGAGACGGUCUCCUCCUGGAAAAUGUGCCGUAUUGUGAUGAACCCAGGAAAAAAUCAUGAUCCUAUUUAUUUAUUUUUGUGCAUCAGCAAAGAGACAUUUAUCCAUCACUUCCACCUACGGUUAAAUGGAUACGACGAAACUGUUUAAUGUUGUGAUGACCUCCUAGACGAAUCUAGUUUGGCUUGAAAAGAAAUGUGCCAUAAACUUGAUUCCAUUAUUUUCUGUACAGUAUUUCAUUAAAUGUUUUCAGAUUUGUUCUGGUAUGCUUUAAGGUGCUUGUAAUAAAUGCAAACUGGUGCAAAACUAAAUUUCUGAUACUGGAAAAUUGCAUAUGAU
Cyprinodon variegatus (sheepshead minnow) is the source of this 628-nucleotide messenger RNA. RefSeq names its product LYR motif containing 7 (gene lyrm7). The record is from RefSeq and is a predicted model, not a curated record. Gene Ontology annotation, biological process: mitochondrial respiratory chain complex III assembly. Bases 37 to 351 code for a protein of 104 amino acids. Lineage: Eukaryota; Metazoa; Chordata; Actinopteri; Cyprinodontiformes; Cyprinodontidae. The transcript is spliced from 5 exons.